AUGAAAGGUGUUGAUUUGUUGUUAGGUUUAGUGUUGCAGCUUUCCUUAGCUUUAGCAAUUCCUCCUACCGAUGUUGCAUAUCAUGCCGACACUUAUGAAUAUGGACCUUUCCAAUUUCCUGAUGGGGCUAUUACGAUUGCUGAUGGUGUUGAUGUAUCAAUCAUAGACAAUGAAGAUAAUUCUAUUAUUGGUUCUCUUAACGUGGGAUCCAAUUCCGGUCUUUAUAUUUCCAGUGUAUCUAAUACUAUUGGUUUAAAUGUUGAUAUAACAAGUGACAAUGUGCUUAUUUCUGGUGUCCUUGCUUUGAAUUCUAUUGGCUCAACAUUUCCAGGAACUCAAUUUUACUUUAAUGUUAAUAGCUUUUCCAACGAAGGAAAAUUUUACAUGGCUUCAUAUGGUGGUUUUCUGCAGCCUGCUCAAAAUACUCUUGCUGGUUCUACUAUCUAUAAUAGCGGCUUAAUGGUCUUCUAUCAAAGUUACAAUAAUGGACCUAUUUUUUUAUCAGGUACACUUACAAAUGAUGGUCAAAUAGCUCUUUAUAAUCAAAUUCUCACAAUUAAUUCUCAAAUUGUAGGUUCUGGAUGUAUUAUUGUUGGCCCUGGAUCGGAAAUUAGUACUAAUAGUGCAGAUUUUUUAAGUGGACAAGCAAUUUAUAUGUCUGACAGUACUUCUGUUGUUGUUCUUACUCCAUCGGAAGAUGGACAAACCGUUACUGUUUAUGGGUUUGGUAAUGGAAACACUAUUUUCUUGAGUGCUAGUUAUGCCGCAGUCUAUGCCGACUAUUCUAAUACUGAUGGUACCUUCACAAUUGAGACUGCUACAUACAUUUUGGUAAUCCAAAUUGGAACAGGAUAUGGUGAAACUUCUGAUUUUUCUUUGAUAGGUAAUAGUUUAACAUAUCCAAAUCCGCCACCAAAUCCUAUAGCAGGGAUUUGUUUGGUGGAUACAUCCAUUCCAUUGAUUCCAGGUGUAAAUGGAACUGAAUAUGUUUCUACCCUCACAACAACCAUAAAUGGUCAAACGUAUACAGAUGAUGAAGAAAUCUUUAUCACCUCGAACGAUGAAGGAAUAUAUUCAACCUCUUCUACGCUUAUCACAUUAACUUCACCAUACGGUUCCUCAUUCAGUUCUUCAAAUGUAUCACCAUCAUCUAGCUACUCGCUUGCAACUUCAGCGACAAGUUCAUAUGUACAUUCAAAAAAGCACAGAUCUUGGAAGCGUAGAUCUUCGUCUAGUAUCUAUGCAUCAUCUACAUCUUCAUCUUCAUCCUCAAGUUCCGUAUCCUCAAGUCCAUCAUCCAGAAGCUCUUCCACUAGUUCUUAUAUGUCAACUACUUCAUUUCCCAGUUCUUCUUCUUACAGUUCUUUGUAUUCAACUAAAUAUUCAAGCACUUCUUCAGGCAGUUUAACGAGCAGCUAUUCAAUUAGUUCAAGUUCUCCUUCAAGUAGUUCUUCCAGUUCAAGUGUUACUUAUUCAAGUUCAACUAGUGCUUCUUCAAGUACUAAAUCUUCAACAAUUUCUGCUACUGCUUCUUCAGCCAGUAUAUCUACAUCUUCAAGUUCUUCGUUCUCCGUUUUGACAUUGUCUUCUGUAUCGUUACCUUCAGAAUUAUCAAGCAGCACAUAUUUUUCAAGUCACUCUUUAUUCAGUAAUUCUUCUAGUGUGUUGUCGUCUAGUGUGUUAUCUUCUAGUUCAAGUUUAGGAUCUUCUUCACCGGUGCUUUCAUCUUCCUCUGACGAAUCAUCCAGUAUCCCUUCUACUUUAGCCUCAACUACAGAAUCUACAAGCGCUGAGUCAUCGGUAACAUCUACUACUUCCUCGUCCGCUCGAUCUUCUUCAGAAGAAUCUAAUUUAGCUUCAUCAACUGAAUCUACUUCUACUUCUUCGUCUGCUUCAUCAUCGAUCGUAUCUUCAUCUGUUUCUGAUUCUUCGACUGUUCCUUCCUCAGAAUUUUCAGUUGAAAGUGAAACUUCGAGUACUGAAUCAUCUACUGAAUCAGUUCCUUCUUCCAUAGAAUCAACUACCUCUUCUAUAACUGCUACCUUGUCUAGCAGUGGUGAAGUUCCUCCAUUUUCAGAACAAUCAUCAGUUUCAUUCACAUCCCAAGCUUCUUCUGGUCCAACCACUGGUGUCAAUCCUCCUCCUCCAGUCACCAGUCCAUCAUCAUCAACUGAAUCAAGGGCAUCUGUCACUAAUUCCGUUACUACCGUAUUCGGUGCUUUCGGCAGUUCUAUUCCAUCGUUGACUCAUGUAAAUUUGGAUGCAUCGUACUCCUCAGCAAUUCCAAUGGCUCCUGCGUUCAAUGCUCCUAUUGGAUUCUCUUUCCCUAAUGACACUCAUCCAGGUGAUCAUAUUCGUCUUAAUUUACCAAACGUCUUUGAUCUUUAUCAAGGUGCUGGUGGUAUCAAAAAGAGAGACGAUGUUACAUUAUCAUUAACUGUGGAUGGUGUGGAUUAUGCUGAUUGUAUUGUUACCAUGGCUGGUACUACUAAAAAUGAAACUACCUUAGAGUGUACUGUCACCGAAACUAUUCUGAAUAAUCCUAAUGUAAAUGGUACUAUUACUUUACCAUUAGUAUUCAAUAUUGGUGGUUCUACAUCCUCAUCUGAUAUCCAAGCUGCUAACGCCUUUGUACCAGGUUCUCAAGUUAUCACUUUUAACGACGGUCUUAAUGAAAUCUCUACCAAUGUGGAUUUCGUUGCCGGUGCUCCAUCUCCAGGUGAUCCAGAGGUUCUUGUGUACGCUUCAAGACCUGAGGUUUGGAACAAUUCAGAAAACUUCUAUAUCUUAGGUGGUAAUUGUUCUUCAUUAUAUGGUUCUGGAGAACUUACAAUUUCCGUCACUGAUGGAUCUAUUGAUUGUUCAUCAUGGUCUGCUGGUAUCACCAACAGUCUUAACGCUUGGUACUUCCCAACCUCAUUUGAAACUUUAAGUAGUAUCACUGUUUCUUCAUGUUCUGCUGAUUCUAUUGUAAUCUCAUAUUGGGGUGUUCCAGCCGGCUAUAGGCCAUUCUUCAGUGUUGAUGCUGAUACCGAUGGAUCAAUUGCUGCUACUUUCAAUGAUACCAAUUCUUGUAUUGCUUUACCUCUUUCUGGUUCAUCUGCUUCUGAAGGUCCAACCAUCAGUGUUGGUACAACUGUCACUACUGAAACUUAUACUACUGAUACUGUGUUCAGUUCUACUGAAGUAAUCACUACUGUUGUUAAUGGUACCACUGAAUUGUUGACUACUGUUGUGGAUAUCACCUCUGAAGAAACAAUCACUACCAGUUUCACAGAACUUGUUGGUGUCACUACUGAAACUGAUACUACUACCUCAACAUCUGGUGAAGGUAGAGAGGCCUCUAAAUCUUACAUUACUGCUGAUGUUGUACUCACCACAACCAUCACUACUACGUAUUGCCCAGAAGGUGAAGAAACCUCAAUCACUACUACUGAAAUUCUUGUGACAACCAUUGAAACUACUUAUUGUCCAGAAGAUGAAGCUACUGCUACGACUUCUGCUACUAAAUCUUACACUACAGUUGAAACCAUUAUCACUACUACUCUCACCACCACUUAUUGUCCAGAGGGAGAAGAAACUUCAAUUACUACUACUGAAGUUGUUGUUACUACCUUGUUGACUACUUUCUGUCCAGAAGAGGCUGCCGAAGAAUCUGCCAAGGCUGCUAAGACUGAAGCUUCAAUUGCUACUGGAAUUGAAACUCCUGCAAUCGCUAUUCCUACUUCAACUCCAUCUCCCGCUUCCGAAACCAAUGUUGCUCCUGAAGGAACUGAAACGGAAGUUGUUAAUAUCACUUCUACUGAAUCCAUUGGAAGUUCAUCAUCAACAUCAGCCGUUACUACAGGUAGUUCUACAGCUAGUGCUUAUGAAGGAAGCGCCAAUAGAAUCAACUAUUCAUUAUCUUUCAUGCUUAUAUUAUUAGCAUCUUACUUCUUUUAA
Messenger RNA from Scheffersomyces coipomensis, 3942 nucleotides. Its product is annotated as cell-wall agglutinin N-terminal ligand-sugar binding-domain-containing protein. Gene Ontology annotation, biological process: cell-cell adhesion. Lineage: Eukaryota; Fungi; Ascomycota; Pichiomycetes; Serinales; Debaryomycetaceae. The record is from RefSeq and is a predicted model, not a curated record. The transcript has a single exon. The coding region runs from base 1 to 3942 and encodes 1313 amino acids. Gene Ontology annotation, molecular function: cell adhesion molecule binding. Gene Ontology annotation, cellular component: fungal-type cell wall.